AAACGCUAGAAUGUUCGAGAGCGUGAUAAUUAUUGUCCCGGAGACAGUUCCACGUAAUGGAUGGAGAAUGUUCGAGACGGCGAAUCUCCUGCGUCCGUAGAUAUUUCCACGUAAUGGAAGGAAUAUUAAAUGCUAGAAUGUUCGAGACCCCAGAAACUCAUGACCAUUUUCCAUCUUACUCACAGUUAGCUCCUAGCUCUAUAUAUACUUUCCUUUUCUCCCAUCGCUAUCCAAUUGUUUUACACGUCCAAGAAAUCUUGCAUUUGCACCAUGUUUCUGGAGAUGGAAUGCGGUGGAGUUCCGCUGUAUUACAGCCUUCUUGGCGUCACUUCGGACGCUUCCGACCACGAAAUCCGACGAGCUUAUCGUAAGCUUGCUAUGCAAUGGCAUCCCGAUAAAUGGACCAGAACCCCUUCUCUUCUUGGUGAGGCCAAACACAGAUUUCAGCAAAUCCAAGAAGCUUAUUCAGUGUUAUCAGAUAGAAGUAAGAGGAUGCUAUAUGAUGCAGGGCUGUACAGCUGUGAAGAUGAGGAUGAGGUGGAGGGAUUCGAUGAUUUUCUUGGUGAAAUGGUGUCUCUCAUGAAAGAUGUGAGGGAAGAGGAAAAUAAUUACAGCAUGAGUGAAGUGCAGAGCAUGUUUUGGGAGAUGGCACAAGAUUUUCAGAUGGCGGAGUCGGUGCAGCAGCAAAACGCGUGUGAUUCGCAGUGGGGUUUAUAUGAUGAGUGUGGCGAUGUGGGCAACAGUUGGUGGGAAGCGAGCAUGACACUGAAUCCGCAGUUGGGCAGCUUCGACACUUUUGGCGCACACAACUUGUGCAGAUGAAGAUGAAGGAUUGAUUCCUUUUAAUGUUUGGAAUAGGAUUAGAGAGGAUCUGAGUAUUUGUUUUCUAGGCAUUGUAUUCCUCACUCAUACUCCAACACAAGAAGUGUACAUUUUCUAUAUGUUGAAGGCCAGGGAAACACUUUUUUCAA
Molecule: messenger RNA, 971 nt
Organism: Salvia miltiorrhiza (redroot sage)
Lineage: Eukaryota; Viridiplantae; Streptophyta; Magnoliopsida; Lamiales; Lamiaceae
Product: diphthamide biosynthesis protein 4-like
Exons: 5
Coding region: 271-822 (183 amino acids)
Source: RefSeq, a predicted model, not a curated record